AUGAGAAGGGAUACUCGAUUUGAUGGUAAAGCUGAAAGAAGACCUUCUCCAAGACGAUUUACUUGUGAAGAAAUAUUAUCACAAGUUAAUGCUCUCGAACCCCAAAUUCCCGGACAUCAUGAAAAUUUUGGGGGCGUGAAACGUAGAAGAGUUGCAGAAAAUUGUAAUUGGAGGAAAAAAAGUAUUUUCUACGAGUUGGAGUAUUGGAGCACGAAUAUUUUAAAACACAACAUUGAUGUCAUGCAUGUUGAGAAGAAUGUGUGUGAUAGUCUCCUAGGAACCAUCUUGGAUAAUGAUAAAUCAAAGGACACAACCAAUGCGCGCCAUGAUUUAAAGAAGAUGGGUAUUAGGGAAUCGUUGUGGAUUUAUGAAGAUGGGAAUGGGAGGCUAAUGAAACCGCAUGCUCCUUAUGUUUUGACUCGUGAGAAAAGACAACUUUUUUGUCAGUUUGUUAAAGGAAUAAAGUUUCCCGAUGGCUUCUGUUCAAAUUUAAAGAGCAAAGUUUCUCCAGAUGAGUCUAACAUUAUUGGGUUAAAAUCCCACGAUUGUCAUGUCAUUAUGCAGCGAGUACUAGCGGUUGGUGUCCGUAAAUUUCUACCUCGUGACACUGCAACAACUAUUACUCAGCUAAGCGAUAUUGGGUGGCCGGUCUUUAUGAGAUGGAUGUAUCCUUUUGAAAGGUACAUGAAAAAAUUGAAGAAUUAUGUGGGAAAUAAGGCACGUCCUGAAGGGUCAAUUGCAGAAGGUUAUGUUGCUGAUGAGGCAGUAACCUUUUGUUCAAUGUACUUUAAAGGGUGUGAAACAAGAUUUAAUCGGCUUGAUCGAAAUGAAGAUGCGCCUUCUGUUUGUCGCUAUCUCUCAGUUUUUAAUUCUCAAUCUCGUCCUUUAACUAGCGGACUUAUCAAGCCUCUUGAUCAUACCAGUCGUGAAAAAGCUGAGUGGUACAUUCUUCAAAAUUCUCCUGAAAUCCAAGCUUACUUAGAUGAACAUUUGGACAAGAUCAAGCAUGAAAAUCCUAAUGGUAAUCACGAUGCCUUGCAUAGGCAAACUUUCCGUCCGUGGUUUCACAAGAAGAUAUAUGAGCUGCACAAGCUUGGAACUUUACAAAAUGGUGAUGAGUUACUCGCUCUCGCUUCCGGGUCUGAUUACUUAGCAACAUUUUACGAAGGUUGUGUAGUGAAUGGUGUUCGGUUUAUUGCAUCAAAGCGAGACCAAAAGCGGAAGACACAAAAUAGUGGUGUUACUGUUGCUGGAACUGAAGGGUUUAAUUAUUACGGCACACUUGAAGAUGUAAUCACUAUAUCUUAUACUGGUGCAUAUACAGUGUCAUUGUUUGAAUGUAAAUGGUAUAACACUAAUCCAUUAAGAAAGAAGACAAUCACUGAAAAUAAUAUAACUAGUAUAAAUACUCGUGGACAUUGGUAUCAAGAUGAACCGUACAUCCUUGCCAACCAGGCGAAGCAAGUUUUCUAUCUUGAAGAUCCACUCAGAGGUCGCGAUUGGAAGGUUGUUGAAGAUAUUAGCCAUCGACAAAUUUGGGACAUUACUGACAACAAAGAUGAGACUGAUGUAGAUAUUGUUAGUGAUUCUAACUCUGCCAAUUUUGUGUUGACGGUUGAUCUUGGAGAGUUGAUUAUGCAAUCGAAUGAACCUCCAGUAAUUGUUGAAUCGUCCGAUCAGUUAGUGGAUUCUGAGAUAGAGAAUAAUGAACUGGAUGAGAAUUAUGUUGCUGAAGAAGUAGAUGAUUUACUAGUUGAACAUGUAGAGGAUGAAAAUGUAAACUUAGUGAAUGAUGGAAAUGAUAGUGAUUCUUCAGUGUAA
Molecule: messenger RNA, 1821 nt
Organism: Cannabis sativa
Lineage: Eukaryota; Viridiplantae; Streptophyta; Magnoliopsida; Rosales; Cannabaceae
Exons: 4
Coding region: 1-1821 (606 amino acids)
Source: RefSeq, a predicted model, not a curated record